Messenger RNA from Zingiber officinale, 592 nucleotides. RefSeq lists its product as uncharacterized. Gene Ontology annotation, molecular function: DNA N-glycosylase activity; DNA demethylase activity. NCBI's taxonomy places the organism in Eukaryota, Viridiplantae, Streptophyta, Magnoliopsida, Zingiberales, Zingiberaceae. The transcript is spliced from 4 exons. The coding region runs from base 164 to 592 and encodes 142 amino acids. The record is from RefSeq and is a predicted model, not a curated record.
AUUGGUUGUUUUGUCAUACAGCUUUGCUUUUAUAUCACAUGCUGCCAAAUCUCCUUUGAAAGAAAUUGAUUCAGAAAGAAUCCAGCAUAAUAGAAAGAUGAUUUCACAUGGUGUAGAGCCAAAAUGAGAAUAAAUGAUGGAAUGAGUGGAGAUACAAUGGAAAAUGAACUUUUCAACUCUAUCGUCAGACCAUGGACGUCUUGACCUUGAGUGGCUAAGUUAUGUUGCCCCAGACAAAGCAAAGGAACUCCUCCUAAGCAUUCGAGAAUUAGGACAAAAGAGCGUUGAAUGUGUUGGGCUUUUAUCUCUUAAUCAGUUGGCAUUUCCAAAACAACUGAACCAACAGAAAGAUGCUGCAAAAUUAAAGGAAACUGCAAACCAUGCGGCUCUAAUCAUCAAGAGCAGGGUCUAUUUGUCAAAGGCACUUUUUAUGUAUUACUUACAAUUUUCUUACUUUCAAUAUGUCGUUAUUGAAGAAUUGUUGGCAUUAUUAUCUGCCAUCAAUAUAAAACUGAGUGAUCAGUGUUCAGUCCUAUUAUCUUGGGUUUAUAUACAAUCUAAAUCAUAUGUAGAUCUAGCAUUGACACGAUAG